Racocetra fulgida is the source of this 138-nucleotide messenger RNA. NCBI's taxonomy places the organism in Eukaryota, Fungi, Glomeromycota, Glomeromycetes, Diversisporales, Gigasporaceae. The record is from the annotation of a GenBank genome assembly.
AUGUCAGUAGGAACAUUUGUAGAUCCUACCAUGCCUGAUGAUCACAAUUGUUACACAAUGUACCCUGGAGACGUCAUAAAGAUAAAUAAGGUAAAUCCGGUCGAAAUUAAGGAAACCCCUAAAAAAAGGAUAUUUUAG